Moneuplotes crassus is the source of this 1225-nucleotide messenger RNA. The record is from the annotation of a GenBank genome assembly. NCBI's taxonomy places the organism in Eukaryota, Ciliophora, Spirotrichea, Euplotida, Euplotidae.
AUGGAGACCACAGGUGACGAGACAAAGCCUUCUGAAGAGCAAACUUCUCAUCUCCCGCAAAGAGUAAGGAAGUCUUCAGGCGCUUACCCCUCGACUGCUCUUUCUGAUGUCAAGAGUAGAGCCAGGCCAAAGACAAGUACAAAUCGUGAGGAAGCAAAACAGUAUGAUAGGGAAGGCCAGGAAGGAGAGGAUUUUGAUCCCUCCUGAGAGAUCUUUUUCACUUCAGAGAUUCAGAUAAAUGUGACUAAAGAAGAGAAGAGGAUCAAUGAAUUUAAGAUCCUUGAGACUAUCGGAAAGGGUGCAUACAGCAAGGUCAAGCAUGUCCUCAGAGAAUUCAAAGAAGGAGAUGAGAUUUUCGAGGAAGACUACGCAAUGAAAAUGAUGCACAAGCCGACCCUCAUUAGAGAGAGAUGAGCGAUUUAUGGGCACGAUGGAGAAUUCGAGAUGUCCAAUUUCCUUGAGAAAGUUUACUGAGAAAUUGAAAUCCAUUCCUUACUUCCCUCACACUCCAACAUUGUCAGACUUUAUGAGAUGAUCGAGGCUGAAGGGCAUGACUAUCUGUACCUUAUUCUUGAAUUCUGUGAUCUUGGUCAGAUAUCCAAGUGGGAUUUCAAAGUAGAGACUUAUUACAGGAAUGAGAAAAUCGUCACAUUUAUCACAGAACAACAUCUCAAAGGAAAGGAAUUUGAGAGUGAAGACCAAAAGAUCGAAGAGGUUGCCAAAGUCAUCUUCAGAGAUGUUCUCAAAGGACUUGAGUACCUCCACGCCAGCUGCGUUGCCCAUAGAGAUAUUAAACCCGACAAUAUCAUUAUAAAUAGCAAGGAUGGCAAGGCUAAAAUUAGUGAUUUCAGUGUUAGCACUCAUUGACCAGAUCAUGAAGCAAGGGGAUAUAACUGAGAAGGAACUGUUGCUUUCACAGCUCCAGAGACUCAUGUUCCAGAUGAGAACGGCUUCCUGAUCCUUCCUACAGACAUUUGGUCUGUUGGUGUAACUCUCUACACUUUCUUGUCUCAAAUAGUUCCAUUCUACGCUCAGAGUGAGCUUGAGAUCCAACUUAAUGCUCAAAAGAACGAUGUUCCAAAAUUAGAGAACUACAGUGAUGAACUUAACGACAUUAUCCAAAUGAUGUUGACUAAGGAUCCAACUGAAAGACCUACAGCAAGCGAUCUGGUGGAUCACCCGUGGCUGAGUGAGGAAGUUACUGAAUAAGCCUAGCUAGAAAUAC